Molecule: messenger RNA, 1584 nt
Organism: Trematomus bernacchii (emerald rockcod)
Lineage: Eukaryota; Metazoa; Chordata; Actinopteri; Perciformes; Nototheniidae
Exons: 7
Coding region: 1-1584 (527 amino acids)
Source: RefSeq, a predicted model, not a curated record
AUGUUUCCAAGCCUAGUUGACUUUCAUCACAAAAAUGGUCUGGACCUUGGUGACACUUACAAGAACGACAAUGCCUGUCGCACCUUUGUCCAGGCCAUAGGUCAAUCUAUGAAGGAUGACCUGGUGGAGAAACUAAAAAACACACACUUCUUCUCUGUCAUGUCCGAUUCCAGUGUUGACCGCUCCGUGAAAGAUCAGGAGAUGGUCUACUUGACAUAUGUGGAAGAUGGCAAACCUGUCAAUCAAUUUGUGGACAUUGUUUCAUUGGAGCAUGCCCACAGGCAAGGCAUCGUUGAUGCAAUACGUGUUGGUUUGAGGAAUGUGGGCCUGACUGAGCAAGACUUGAAAUCCCGGAUGGUUGGCUUCGGCUGUGAUGGUGCAUCUGUGAUGAUGGGAGUUCACAAUGGAGUGGCAGCCAAGCUGAAACAAAUGUGUCCCUCAAUUGUACCAAUCUGGUGUGUGGCUCACAGACUGGAGCUGUCAGCGCUUGGCAGCAUCAAAUCAGUGCCUCUGCUGGCUGAAUUGAAGGAGACACUGAAUGGUGUUUACAAGCACUACUCCCACUCUGCAAAAGCUUCCCGUGAGCUCCAUGCACUUGGGAAAGUUAUGGGCAUACAUGUGGUCAAACCAGCAGGAGAAGAUUUGAGUACACAACCUAGUACAUCACAGCAGGACCCCGGUAAACACCACCGCUCCAGUACAGUCGGAUGCCAAACAGACCGUACAAAGACUGUUUCUGUGGGAACUCUACAGAGGGCUGACACACGGUCUGUGGGAACUCUACAGAGGGCUGAGACACGGUCUGUGGGAACACAGACAGUGGAAUUGAAAGUGUCAGUUGCUACACAGUUGUCCCGUGGAACACUGAAGUCGGCACACGUGAGGAGCAAAGGCAUCCAGGCCACGGUUUCUUUCCAAAGUGUUGGCACUGAAACUUCCACCUACCCAGAUUUCCCCUUGGCCUCUACACCAAUAAAGGGCCCAGGACUGGGACCUAGGAAGAGACCUCGACUGGAGUUGGAGGAGGAACAAGGAGAGACUUCAACUGAAUUUGAAGAGACUCUGGAUUCGAGUUACCACCCUGAUGAUUCUGUACUUGCAGAAGAAUCUGACGUAUCACUUCAGACACGAUCCACGCACAGUGAAGCAAAGUACAUUGUGUUUGAAAGCUGCCUCGGACAGCUGUUUGAAAAAUGUCCGGUGUGUAAGAGAGACUGUGAUGUCCAAAGACGAAAACUGGGGACUUUUGUGGCGUUCACACAGCGUUGUCCAAGCUGCAGUUACCUCAGACAAUGGGAGAGCCAGCCCGUCGUCGGAAGUACCCCGGUUGGCAACUUGCAAUUAUCCGCUGCUACAUACUUCAGUGGUGGUUCCUUCUUCCAACUACAAAAGAUAUGCAGAGCCAUGCAGCUGGAGAUCUUCCAGUAUGAGACCUUCAGGAGGCAUGCUAGGAAUUACCUGGAGCCUGCUAUUAUCCACAAGUGGAAGACUGAUCAGCUGAAGAUUUUCCAGCAACUACACCACCAGGGGGGAAAGGUCACAGUUGCAGGAGAUAUGAGUGCAGACUCUCCAGUUAUCCAUUGA